CAUAUUGUCUCCCUCCAUGUCGGUGCGUAAAACGUGUGCGCCUCCCGAAUACAAUCAAGUCCCUCCCUGACAGAAGCUGCCGCUCUCCGCUCUGAUUCUAAUUACUGCCCCCACAGGGAACCUCCACUACCAUAAUAUCUUCUGGCUUCCCUCCCUUUUUUUUUUUUCUUCUUCUGCAUCCUGCACCAAACGCGUCAACGUUUUAAAAGGCUGGAUCAACACUAGAAGAGUGAAAAUCCAACGCCAUCGCCGUUACGCGCCAGUUCAGCCCUCACCUGUGCGGGAUGAAGGUAACCUUCGGCUCUCUGGUGAUCACAGCCGGCAUCUGCGGCAUGCUGAGCUUCGCCUUUUUGGCGACUUCGCUGGGAACAGACUACUGGUACAUCAUAGAUAUGAAUCCCAUGAACACGAGCGACUAUGAAGACAUAGUCCCUCCGCACUCGGGACUGUGGAGCACCAAUAAAGGUGGGAAGAUUCAGGGGGACUCUGUGGACUCUAUCACAGCUGACUACUCCAGAUACUCUGAGACUGAGCUGUACAUGCACAGCGCCAUAGUGGUGGUGCUCCCCUUCAGCCUGGUCCUGCUGCUGUUCGGUGGCAUCUGUGGGUUGGUCAGCUCCCUGGCCCGGAGCCCUGUCCUCCUCACCGGCACGGCCUGCUACUUCUUCGUCUGCAGUCUGCUGACCCUGUGUGGCGUCAGCCUCUACAUCAUUUACUCAUACCAGGCCCUGGCUGAGACCGAGAGGCUGGUGGGGCCGGAGGGUCUGGCCUACGUUCGCACCUCUUUCGGCUGGUCUCUGGGUCUGGCCUGGCUCUCCUACGGCCUGGAGGUCCUCACCGGCAUACUGAUGCUCCUGGCUGCUCGAAUGGCCAAGCUGCAGCUCAGCAGUCCCACCAUGACCUCGCACAAACCCCCACAGUGGAUCCAACACAAUCAGGACGGGAACUGAACCGAGCUGAGCUGAACUGAGCUGACCUGUAAGUGAUGCAGCUAUUGGGUUCUGCCAAGGUAACGACAUGUGGAUGGUGCGAAAGGCUUUAGCAAAAGAAGUUGAACUGAAGAUGUUUUGGACUGAGUGUUUUCUAAGUUUAAUGUCCUAAAAACUGCUUCAGAUUUGAGAUGGUGAUUCACAGUGAGUGAGGAAGCGGACUACUCCGAGUUAAAGUUGACCAAGCGCGCCCUCUUGUGGUGAGAAUUGAGGUUGCUUCUCAUGAUCAGGUCCACUCAGUACUUGUGUCACACUGGCAAACUUAACUGACAAGGCUUACAAAUAUAAGAUCAUUUCAUGUUACUUUAAAUCUAUAGAUUCAUUUUGAAUGUCAUAACAAGUAAUAUCGAUGUUGUCAGUUUUUUUAAUCAAGCUGAUUAUUGCGAUGUUAGCUGUGUUUGUUGGUUGUUUUUCAGUGUCCACAGUGUUCGAAUUGUUUCAUUGAAAACGGAUUUGUUCCAUGUUACUGCAGCCUAUUAAAAUCUGACACUAUUGCAGCCACUUGUCUGUAUUUUGAGCUCAGUUGGAGAAUUGAGUGGUAGGAUCACCUCUUAAAUCUCCAAGUCCUAACUGUCCAGCAUCAUAUGUUGUUUCUUCUUGGAGACCAGCUACUUUAUAUCUUUAAUCAUAAAGUUAGUUUGUCAUGUUGAUAUGGACUCACCAAUCACACUUGAACGACUGAUUCCAUUUCACUGUUUAUGAGCUUUAGUCUUGCUCCUAAUUAUGGUUGCAUGAUAUUGUAAAAAAGAAAAAAUCAUACAGUGAUGACUUUGACAGAUUAUUCUCUGUGAUGAUUCAAAAUGAGUGUUAACAAUCACUUUCACAAUUAGUGACAAUAAAACUAUUACAA
Molecule: messenger RNA, 1839 nt
Organism: Acanthopagrus latus (yellowfin seabream)
Lineage: Eukaryota; Metazoa; Chordata; Actinopteri; Spariformes; Sparidae
Gene: tmem235b
Product: transmembrane protein 235b
Exons: 5
Coding region: 285-950 (221 amino acids)
Cellular component (GO): apical plasma membrane
Source: RefSeq, a predicted model, not a curated record